AAAAGCAAAGAAGAAAGUCGAAAUCAAUUUUUUCAUUUGUGGAAGAAUUUUACUAAUCGUGUCAAUUUUUCUUGUUUAAAUACAUCUAAAAUAAAAAAUUCUAUUUUAAAGCAUUAAAAUAAUAUAGAAUAAACUUAAAAUUAUAAUAAUUUGUAGUUUAAAGAAUAAAAAUUGUGAAAUAUAAGUGCUUAAAACUAAAUUGAAAAUUUCUUUCAACAUGGAUCGUCGUUCACGCAGUAUAUCACCACGACGUUAUCGUAAUGGCGGUAGUGGUGGUGGAGGAGGAUACCGUCGUUAUAGUCGUUCUCGUUCAAGAUCUAGAGAUCGCGGCCGUGAACAAAAUUAUCGUAAUAAACGCAAUACACGCUCACGUUCCCGUGAUCGCAAUCAUAGACGUGGUAAUAGUAAUGAUAACGAUUUAUAUCGUGAUAUUAUUAACCAAGACUAUCAAGAUGAAAGAAAUUAUGGCGGAAAUGGAGGAUAUUCUCGAGGUGGUGGUGGUGGAGGUGGUAAUAGUAGUAAUUAUCGAUCUCGCAAUAAUGAUGACAAUUAUAUGGAUGAUCGUGAUCAUUACUGGAGCGACAAUCGAUCACGGGAUAAAGGACGCGAUCAAGAUCGCGAUUAUGACAAUCGAGAUAGAAGAGAUAAUCGACGAUAUGGUGGUAAUGGUAAUAAUAAUAGUAAUCAUAAUAACAGACGUUAUAAUACUACAACUGAACAUGAUAGCGAUGAUAGUGAUGAAACUAUGAGCGGACAUUAUUAUAAUAAAACUCCUUCAAAUACUAUUAUAGUAUUAGGUUUACAAUCACAUAUCACCGAAGCAGAUAUUAUGAGUUUAUUAAUACAAAUGGGCAUGGCUCCCGCAUCAAUACGUCUUAUACGUAAACGUACUACAGGUGCAUCACGUGGUUUUGCAUUCGUCGAGUUUAAUACGGUUGAUGAAGCUGCACAUUGGAUGGAAUUAACUCAGGGUGUGCUACAACUGCAGGACACAUGUCGGGCAACUUUACAAUACAGCCAUUCAUUACAAUCAAAUAAAACAAAAAUUAAUCCCACAGAUUGGUACUGUGGCAAGUGUGGCAUGUUUAAUUUUAAACGACGUGACAGUUGUUUCAAAUGUUAUGCCUCUCGUGAAGAAAGUGAACGUGGCGGUGAAGGCAGUGAUGAAAUAAGCAACAUUCUUACUAAAAAAAUCAUGUUACGCAAUUUGGAUGUGCUGACCAAUGAAGAGGGGGUUUUAACAGCCAUAACACAACAUGCACCCGACUUGGCGAAAAAAAUAAGUAAAGUCUUAGUGAGUCGCGAUGCAUUAACCCAAACCUCUAGAGGCAUUUGUUAUUUACACUUUGAAAGUUUAGUGGAUUCAAUGAAUAUGCAUAAUUUAUUGAGUACCUUAGAGCCGCCAUUAAAAAUUGACAAUAAAGAAGUUAUAAUAACUUAUUGCAUUGAUCAUGAAAAUCGUCAAAUUGUACCCAAGAAACCGGAUAACUCGUCUUCAACAUCAUCUACUGCUAAUACAACAUCUAUAGGUCCUUUAACGGCAGCAGAAAUGGCUUCUGUUUCAUCAGGUGGCUCUGGCGAAUAUACUCUAGCUGAUGUUCCUCGUUUAGCUGAGUACAGUGCUUCUAUGUAUGCCAGUACACCAGCAGAGCAUGCUCAUUAUUUACAAUAUUAUACAGAAUAUUAUAUAUCGGAAAUUACUAAAGGCUCUUAUGGUAAUUUACCAACAGACACUCAAAUGACCGAAGCUAAUUCUGGAGCUGCUGUAGCCUUAUCGGCCAUACAACGAAAACAAAGAAAAAUGAAUAGUAUUGAGACUACUGCUACCGCGGCUGCAGUAGCUGCGGCAACAGCUGCAGCGGCGGCUAAAGCUUCAUUGGCAGCUCGCACUAUUGUCACACCGAAGGGAAAUGAUGGCAAAAUUUAUCCCACUCCCGAUGUUUCUUUGUAUCAGUAUGAUGAGACAUCUGGUUAUUAUUAUGACCCUACCACUGGUCUCUACUAUGAUGCACAUUCACAAUACUAUUACAACAACGAAACGGGGGCAUAUCUCUAUUGGGAUCAACGUAAAAGUUCAUAUGUACUGGCCACACCAGCUGCAGCAGCAGCCACAAUACAAGAUGUUGUUAAACAAGAAACAGAAACGGAAGCCAAAACAAGCACAGCAGCAGAUGAGGAAGCUACCAAAAAAGAGAAAAAAGAAAGUGGUAGUGGCAAUAAACACGAUAAGGUUAAAGUAGCUAAAAAAAUUGUUAAAGACAUGGAAAAGUGGGCUAAACAAUUGAAUCAAAAGAAAGAUUACACUGUCGUGGCAACACCUCAACCAAUAUUAAAUAAUAAUAGAACUGAAGACACAAUGCGACCCUCAACAUCAGCUGGUAUAUCAAGUGGUUAUGCGGAUUUAGGCUUUUCAAUAUUAGAAAAGAAAACCACAAAAUUAAAUGCCUCCAAUACGUUUAUGUCACCCAUGAGUUUGGGUGCAGCGGCCAGCAACAAGUUGAUACCCUCUUAUGGUUCGGAUUCUGACGAGGAUAAUAUACCACCACCACCGGCAUCAGCUAAAGUCAGCUGUGCUGCAUCUGCUGGGGAUACAUGUGAAAAGGAUUAUGUUGAUUUUCAAAAGCUCACCUGUCUGCUGUGUAAAAGAGCUUUUCAAUCUUUGGAGAUUUUACAAAAACAUCUAAAGAUGUCCAAUUUGCAUAAAGAAAAUCUAGCAAAACAUAACCUAGAAAGAGGAUUAACGGUACAGCAACAACAGCAGCAGCAACAGGCUGAACAAGAUUCUCUAACAGCUGCUUUAUCAUACCGUGAUCGUGCCAAAGAAAGAAGACUUAAGUAUGGUGAAAGUGAUCCUCCACCACCAAAUCGUAGUCGCGAGCGUUUCGAAAAAGAAAUAAAUAAUCUAACUUCACGCCAAAAACAAAAGGAAUCACCCGCCAUGCCCAUAGGUUCGAAUAAUGUCGGUAAUCGUUUAUUGCAAAAAAUGGGUUGGUCCGAGGGUCAAGGUCUGGGACGUAAAAAUCAAGGACGUACAAAUAUUAUUGAGGCAAACGCUCGUAAUACUAACGCUGGCUUAGGCACAAAAUCGGGUAUUGGUCCCGGCGAUGAUUACAAGUCCUAUAUUAAGAAAAUGAUGAAGUCUCGCUAUGAAUCAGUGUGAUUUUUCUUCUUUUUUUCUAUUUAUUAAUUAAGUUGUUUUAUAAAUUAAAUAGUUAAGUAAUCUUUUAUAAUUUAACUUUUGCUUUCUUAAUUUAAUCUUAUUUUAAGAGACUUUUUAUUUGUACAAAAUAACGCCGUAACAA
Lucilia cuprina (Australian sheep blowfly) is the source of this 3302-nucleotide messenger RNA. Its product is annotated as RNA-binding protein 5-B. Gene Ontology annotation, cellular component: nucleus. Gene Ontology annotation, molecular function: RNA binding. Gene Ontology annotation, biological process: mRNA splicing, via spliceosome. NCBI's taxonomy places the organism in Eukaryota, Metazoa, Arthropoda, Insecta, Diptera, Calliphoridae. The record is from RefSeq and is a predicted model, not a curated record. The transcript is spliced from 13 exons. The coding region runs from base 218 to 3160 and encodes 980 amino acids.